UGAUGAUAGUACUGGUAUGGAUACCAUGCAAAGUUGCGAAUAGUUGCAAAACAUGAAAGCUCGAAACAACAGUUGCUGUCGGAAUACACUACAAGUCACAACAUACGAGGAAUUCCAACCAGGGAAUUGUGUGCCAUUCACUAUAGAAUACACCUGUCAAACCCCACGAAGACGAAUUGAACGUGGAGCAUCAGAGAGAGAAGAAAACGAUACUAUCGUCAAGGGAAGAAGCAACACAGAUUGUCGACAAGAACAACAACAACAACAACAACAUGCCCUGGUAGAGAACGGAACUUCCUACUUCCCAGAUCAUACAACCAGCCACUAUACCCCUCUCGAUCUCCUCCCGAAUAUCCAUCCCAUCCAAUACGGUUUCAGGUUUGUUUGCUCGCUUAGCGGGGAUAUCCACGAUGUACUCCGUACAGUAGUACGUUAUCCAAGUGGGGCCCUCUGGCCAUCAUCAUCCUCGGGAAUCUGGGUCUGGGUCUGGGUCUGGGUCUGGGUCUGGAAACGCCUUUGUCUGUUUUAGUGUAGGUUCUGGGUUUUUGGUGGUCCAGCCCAACUUAGCUUAGCUUAAUCGAUGCACACACACAGAGAGAGUUCGGGUUGGACGAGGAAUUUGACGAUGGCGUCAUGAUGUUUGCCUUUACCCCUCUUUGUUGUGUUAUGUAUAGUGUGAUUACGUGGCGUGGUCUGUGUGUCGGUAUGGAUGUAUAUCGUGUAGAAGUCACACAUCUACAUAGAGAGGGGAAAGGAGAGAUAG
This is a messenger RNA of Aspergillus candidus, 763 nucleotides long. RefSeq lists its product as uncharacterized. Lineage: Eukaryota; Fungi; Ascomycota; Eurotiomycetes; Eurotiales; Aspergillaceae. The record is from RefSeq and is a predicted model, not a curated record. The transcript has 3 exons. Bases 53 to 529 code for a protein of 158 amino acids.